This is a messenger RNA of Phanerochaete carnosa HHB-10118-sp, 735 nucleotides long. RefSeq lists its product as uncharacterized. Lineage: Eukaryota; Fungi; Basidiomycota; Agaricomycetes; Polyporales; Phanerochaetaceae. The record is from RefSeq and is a predicted model, not a curated record. Bases 1 to 735 code for a protein of 244 amino acids. The transcript is spliced from 2 exons.
AUGAACCCCGAGGACGUAGCUGAGAGAAUAGUGACCGUGAUCGAGGGACUGAACGCGGCCGACACCAUCACAGUGUGGCUGUAUCGCGAACAGAACCGUAUUUUCAACCAUGCAAUGGUCGCGUUAGACGAGAUUGCAAAGAUGAAUAAAGACGGAACUUACGAAGACCCCUGGAUAGACGUACAACUCGACCUAGACAAUGUCAUAGAAGUCUGGACGACAGAAACUAAGCUCACCUGGUCCCUGUAUAAUUGGACAGAAAAUUACCUUCAGCACGACAACGAAAUACGCCUGUUCGGCUACGGAUACACGUUCGAAGAGCAUCACGAAUUCCCGUCAAGAAAGACUGAGCUUACAAAGGACGAGGUGGAGUGGUUCAAGAACCUAUGGCAUCAGCAUAAACGAUUCCCAGAACGCGUCGAUGAAGAAAGAAAGUUUCUAAACACUCGAAUCGAGAAUUUUAGGAUGAUGCUGAGUACCCCGACAAGGAACGAAGCAUUGAAGCCCUUACCUUUACUCGAAUAUGACCCUAAAACAUUUGCUAAGCCGCCAACAGAAAAAGAAGGAGAAGAGCUACUUGCCCAGCGACUUGUACGGCAUACCAAUAUAUCCAAGCUUCCAGCUUACCUGCCCGAAGACUCUGACACAGACAAGAGAGUCAAUGACGCAGACGCACAGGGUAGAGAAAUGUGUCAGGACGAACGAAGCAACGCGUUUGUUGGACGCCUACGAUAG